Molecule: messenger RNA, 696 nt
Organism: Macroventuria anomochaeta
Lineage: Eukaryota; Fungi; Ascomycota; Dothideomycetes; Pleosporales; Didymellaceae
Exons: 2
Coding region: 1-696 (231 amino acids)
Source: RefSeq, a predicted model, not a curated record
AUGAAGAUCAGCUUCACAGCACUCGCAGCGCUCGCUGUCCCAGCAUUUUCGCAAUCUACAACAGCUGGACCUCUCACGCCCAUCGUCACUCCACCAUGGGCAUCCUCAGACCUUCCUAAAUGGUCAUCCCUCUACAACUCCCUCGUCUCUGCUGGCAAGGUCCCCACAACACUCACAGCUGCACCCUGGCCAACCGGCGGCUACGGACCCGGCUCAGGACCAUGGGGCCCAGGAUAUCACAAUGACGAUGACGAUAACGACGGUCCUGGGGGUCGCGGUGGCCCUGGACGCUGGGGAGGACCCAACGGCCCCGGUCCUUGGGGAACAGGCAGCUACGGCCCGUGGAGCGACUGGGCCACCAAAUCCGACUGGCGCUCCAGCCCCUGGACAGCGUGGUGGGGCGGCAGCGCGUGUCCGCCUUCAGACUGGCCGGGCUGGACUGCUGGGCCAUGGAGCACCGCCGCACCGUGGACGACGUGGUCGGGAUGUACGGCUAGCACGACAGCGACGAGCGUGGGGACUGCUACUGUGAACGGCACCGUGACACCGACGACGGCCUAUGGACUGCAGGUUGCUGCUGCUAGUGGUACGGGUGCGGUGGUUACGACGGGCAGCACGGGUGGUGCUGAUAUGAAGACUGUGAGUAUGGGGUUGGCGGUUGGUGCUGCUGUGCUUGGAUUAGCUGUUGGUCUCUAA